AUGUCAUCAGCUCCAAAAGAACUCAAACGACAUGGUCCAACUAAAGGAAUGUCAUUUACACGUCAACAGGCUGAAAUACUUUUCAAACGUUAUUUAAACAAAAAACUUAGUUGGUUCGAAUCUAUUGAUGAAGGUUUAAAUAAUCUUCUUUUCUUUAUUGAAUGUGAAAAUGAUCAAGAAAAAUAUGUUUUAAAAAUUUGUGGCAAUGCUUGGGAAAAUAUUAAAACAGAAUCAGAAGUUAUUGCAAUGACACUCGUUACUAAAUAUACAAAUAUUCCAAUUCCGAAAGUUCUUGCAUAUUCAUCAACUAAAGAUAAUGAAUUUGGAGUCGAAUGGAUUAUUAUGACACGUACACAAGGAAAACCACUUAGGACUUCUUCAGACGAAGAUGAUAUUUGGUCAAAAUUAUCUAUUGAAGAAAAAAAAUCAAUCAUUAAUAAACUUGUUGAAUAUGUAACUGAAUUACAUUGUCGUAUACCUUCUUCAAACAAAAUUGGAAAUUAUCGACUUGAUGGUCAAAUUGUUCAUGAUAAUGAACGGAUGGGUCCUUGGAAAAAUUAUAGAGAAUAUUUUUAUGAUCAUUUAAAACAAAAAAUCGAUACUUUAAAUAAAGAAAAAUUAUUUGAUCUAAUUCGUGAAGAUGUUAUGAAAUCAGUUGAAGAAUUUCAAACAUUUCAACUUCCUUCAUUUGAUGAUCUUCCAAAUGUAUUUACACAUAAUGAUCUUGGACUUCAAAAUUUAACUGUAACUGAUAAUCAUGAAAUAAAAGGAAUUAUUGAUUGGGAAUGGGCUGGAUCUUAUCCUAUUUGUGAAGAAUAUUUUCGUUCAUAUAAACCAAUUGUAUACGAUCAACAAUUAACAAAUUAUCUUUAUGAUCAACUUGAACAACAUAAUAUUCCAACUCCAAGAACAAUACCUCGUUUUUCACUUCUACAAAAACUCUAUGAUUUACUUCAAGCAAUUGUUCCAUGGUAUCUUACUAAUUUAGAUAAUCCUGAACAUCCAAUUGUCGAAAAAGAAUUAUUUAAACAUAGAGAUAAAGUUAAAAAACUUGUUCAACAAAUUAGAGAAGAAUUAAAAUAA
This is a messenger RNA of Rotaria sordida, 1083 nucleotides long. NCBI's taxonomy places the organism in Eukaryota, Metazoa, Rotifera, Eurotatoria, Philodinida, Philodinidae. The record is from the annotation of a GenBank genome assembly.